UAUAUCUGACUAAUAAUUCUCAAACAUUUUAAUUUCAAAUUUAAACACAGCCAUUGAUGCAGUUUUGCUAUCAAUUAUGUGUAAACAAAAUAGUCUAAAACUGUUGAUUUUUGUGUUUGGAAGAUACUUGCAAAAAAAAAAAGAAGAAGAAAAAGAAAAAGAAAAAGAUGGAAAAUAAAUGAAAGUAAAAGCGCCGUUCUCUUUUUGUCUGUAGUUUUCUUUAAUCUUUACCAAUUAAAACGUGUAUAGUAGCAGAAUUAUUAUAAAGUAUAGUAAUGCAAAUUGUUUGUACCUUAAUGUGUUACAUGAAAAUUACAUGCACUCCAAUUAAUAAUUGAUAUGUUAUCUGUUCUUGAACUUUAAGGUGUCUUCUGAUUUCCAUAUCUUCAUUCAUAAGGAACUGAAACUGAUAAAUUCCCCAUUGGUUUCAGUUUGAUUUGUGGCACUUAGAAACACUCUCUUGCACCCAACAUAUUGAGAGGGUGAGAAGGAAAAAAGAUGUAUGUAACUAGGCCUUUGUCUAUGUACAGAAGAUCUCCAAGUACUCUAUCAAUGCCACCACCAGAUGGUCCGUAUUCAGGUUAUAUUGUGAUCACAGAUGAGGAAGCAGAAGCAGAAGACAUGUGUUGUUGGCAUCUAUACAGGCGUACGAACGUUAAGAAACUGCCUUUCCCUCAGGACAAAAUCUUUUCAAUCACUCAUGCAUCAGAGUAUCAACAAACUACAAACACCAAGGUUUGGUUUCUCCCUGUGCCUGAUCACCCUCUAUCUUCCAACCGCUACUAUGUCAUCAGAGCCAAGGGCAAACAUAAGGGGAAAGCUUACAAAUGCUCAAGAGAGGGGGACAUUGUCACAUGCUGCUUCAAUGACAUCUUGAAUGACCAAAGGCCAAAGCCUUUCAAUCUGAAAGACUUGUACCAAAUUUUCAAGAUUCAUAGUCACCAGAGUGGUGGAUUUUUUGCUAGGUCCAUUACUCCUGAUGGCAUUCCUCCCUCGUUCCUAAGAAAAAAAGGAUGGAGAAUUAGAAUAUCAGGCUCAUAUAGAUCUUGCAGACUAAGUGAAGCUCUUGGUGUUGAUGCUCCUCUUAGGGAGCAGCUUCCAGAUUUCAAUUUCCCCAUCUCUAGAAAACGUUCACCUCCUGUGACAGUAGGAAAAUGGUACUGCCCAUUCAUAUUUGUGAGGGAUGGAACAAGAGUUAAGCACCAAAUGAAGAGGAGCAUGUAUUACAGCAUGACACUUGAGCAAAGGUGGGAAGAGGUUUACACUUGUGGCAGUGAUGAGAGUGAAGAGGGUGUUGUGGUUGUGAAUGUGUGUGUGGAUAGAGAGGUGGUUUCGGUGUCUGGCAUGGAAGCCACAAGGAAUGCAACAACGGAUGGUAAUGGUUUCUUUUGGUUUAGAGCAUAUGAUCCAUAUAAUAGGAGAAGGGCCAAUGUGGGUUUGAGUUCAGCAAUUGUUGAGCACAUGAGAUGGGUGCAAGAGGCAGGAGGAUGGGCUUAUGGUCAUGGAAGAGAAAGGGUGGCGAGAGUGAGAGAAGAGGCAAGAAGCCAGAGUGAAUGGCUAAGGUUUGGGUGUUAUCUGUUGGUGGAAAGUUUCUGUUUGAGGACAUUGGAUGGGAAAUUAUUGUUGAGAUAUGACUUUAGGCACACACACAAGGUCAAAUGCAAAUGGGAGUAAGGACUAACGAUUAAGUUUACAAGAAAACUUAGAAGCAGUUUUAUAAGUACUUUUGAUGUUAAUUAGAAUUGGAAAUUUUAUCUCGUUAUUGUUGGCAAAAGAGGUGUUUGAGUCAGAAACAUGAAGCGUUUUAAUUGAUAUG
Cajanus cajan (pigeon pea) is the source of this 1816-nucleotide messenger RNA. RefSeq lists its product as uncharacterized. Lineage: Eukaryota; Viridiplantae; Streptophyta; Magnoliopsida; Fabales; Fabaceae. The record is from RefSeq and is a predicted model, not a curated record.